Exaiptasia diaphana is the source of this 984-nucleotide messenger RNA. RefSeq names its product protein STPG4. Gene Ontology annotation, cellular component: female pronucleus; male pronucleus; germinal vesicle. Bases 47 to 850 code for a protein of 267 amino acids. The transcript is spliced from 7 exons. Gene Ontology annotation, biological process: epigenetic programing of male pronucleus. Gene Ontology annotation, molecular function: histone binding; chromatin binding. The record is from RefSeq and is a predicted model, not a curated record. Lineage: Eukaryota; Metazoa; Cnidaria; Anthozoa; Actiniaria; Aiptasiidae.
CGCACAGACGCCUGGAAGAUGUCAACAUUGGAAGUCAAAAGAAAGCAUGGCGAGCACAGGAACGUAUAAUAGCCCCAUGCACGACUUGAAAUCUAAACCAGAUACAGCUCCAGGUUAUCCAAGAAGACCAACAUCAACUUUACAAUAUUCUGGGAGAAGGAGCAAGAGUCCCUAUAAUUAUGAAGAACCGAUUACAGAUAGGGAAGACUGGUGGAGAUCUACGCUUAAGGACACACCUGUUCCUGGUACUUAUGAAAUCAAAGAUUUUGUUGAUGACAUGAAUAAAAAGCCCAUCAGAUCAACAUAUGGUUUCAAAAAUGCUGGGAGAAGAAAAAAUGCUGAUCUCUCUAGAACUGGUUCAACACUCAUGCCAGGGCUGUAUAAACAUAAAACAGAAGUUGAUAAAAUGAACAAAAAGAAGAUAACUUAUAGUUUUAAAGCGUGCGAUAGAUACCAUGUACCUACUGCUAUAGUGGGAUAUAUAGAUAAGGAAUACCUGACCAGUCAAGUGAGCCCCUGUACCUAUGAUGCCGGAUAUCAGUAUGUGCCAAAACUGUCAUCAAAGCAUCCAGCAUUCAAGUCACAAGUCCACAGAUUCCCAACCGUUUACUUCAAGCCUAGAGAGGGUCCUCCACCAGGGCAGUACAAUCUGUCCAAAGAUCCUAUACUACCCAAAGGACCUAACGUUACUUCAUCAUUUAAGUCAAAAACUCCAAGGUUUCAACAGCCCCAUGUACUGAAAACGCCUGGUCCUGGUAGCUAUGACAAAACUUUCCAGACACCAAUGCCAGACACUAUAAAGAAAAUGGGUCGAAGCUAUGGGUUGUUUUUCACUUGUGGUGCCUAUUAGUUAGAUUUAUGAUUUUUAUAUUGCACGAAAUUUAAUUUAAAUCCACAACAUGUAGAUAGAACCAAGUCGAUCACUUCUAUGAUAAAUGAUGUAACUUUAAUAUUUUAAUAUUUGCAUUAAAAAAUUGAACCAGA